Messenger RNA from Cynoglossus semilaevis (tongue sole), 3060 nucleotides. It is a transcript of the gene git2a, whose product is annotated as G protein-coupled receptor kinase interacting ArfGAP 2a. Gene Ontology annotation, molecular function: GTPase activator activity; small GTPase binding. Gene Ontology annotation, biological process: brain development; regulation of G protein-coupled receptor signaling pathway; synaptic vesicle recycling. NCBI's taxonomy places the organism in Eukaryota, Metazoa, Chordata, Actinopteri, Pleuronectiformes, Cynoglossidae. The record is from RefSeq and is a predicted model, not a curated record. Gene Ontology annotation, cellular component: synapse.
UUUGGUUUGCGGUGGAGCAGUGUUUCUGUUGCUGUCUGUCUGUCUGUCUGUCUGUACGUACGCACUGGGGACUAAACUCAUGGACAAGGAAACAGAAGACAAGGCAACAAGUCCGGUGUGAAGUCGGAGUUUAUUUCAGGGGCAGCAGCGCUGAGUCUUUGACACCACAGUGAAACGUAACAAUGGUUAAACGAACUUAAACAUUGUAGCGGGUUGCUUUGCGCGUCUUUUUUUUCAUAAUGAGCUAACUUAGGUGUAGCUAAGACGGAAGAGACCAACACAGUAAUCAAUGAUAGGCUUCACAUAGACUACAGUGUGCUUAUUUAAAAGGCAUCUCCUUCAAAGUUAAAGGAUGUCUAAACGCCUGCGGAACACUGACGUCUGCGCUGAUUGUAGUGUCUCAGAGCCUCGUUGGGCCUCGGUAAACAGAGGAGUUUUGAUUUGUGAUGAAUGCUGCAGCGUUCACCGCAGCCUAGGAAGACACAGCUCGCAAGUCCGGCACCUGACACACACACCAUGGCCUCCUACACAGAUCCAGAUGGUUCAGACCUUGUAUGGUAACGGUGCAAACUCCAUAUGGGAGCACUCCCUCCUGGACCCUGCAUCUGUAAUGAGUGGGAAACGCAAGGCUAACCCCCAGGACAAACUGCAUCCAAACAAGUCUGAGUUCAUUCGAGCCAAAUAUCAGAUGUUGGCUUUUGUCCAUCGCCUUCCUUGCAGAGAAGAUGACAGUUCAACAGCUAAAGAUCUGAGUAAGCAACUUCACUCCAGUGUUCGAACAGGGAAUCUGGAAACUUGUUUGAGAUUGCUGUCUCUGGGAGCACAGGCUAAUUUCUUUCACCCCGAAAAAGGAAACAGUCCAUUGCAUGUAGCUGCAAAGGCAGGGCAGGUAUCUCAGGCUGAGCUGUUAACUGUUUAUGGGGCAGAUCCUGGAGCCCCUGACAGCAAUGGAAAAACACCUGUUGACUACGCAAGGGAAGCCGGCCACCAUGAGCUGGCUGACCGACUGGUGGAGAUUCAGUAUGAACUGACAGAUCGACUGGCUUUUUAUCUGUGUGGCAGGAAACCAGACCAUAAAAAUGGCCAGCACUUCAUUGUUCCACAAAUGGCUGACAGUGGUAUAGAUUUAUCAGAGUUGGCCAAAGCAGCAAAGAGGAAACUUCAAUCUCUCAGUAAUCACUUAUUUGAGGAGCUGGCCAUGGACGUGUAUGAUGAGGUUGACAGAAGAGAAACCGAUGCAGUGUGGUUGGCCACCCAGAAUCACAGCACCUUGGUGACAGAAACAACAGUGGUGCCUUUCCUUCCCGUGAAUCCAGAAUAUUCAUCAACACGAAACCAGGGGAGGCAGAAGCUGGCAAGAUUUAACGCACAUGAAUUUGCUACUCUUGUCAUCGACAUACUAAGUGAUGCCAAACGAAGACAACAAGGCAAUUCAGUGUCUAGUCCCAAAGAAAACAUUGAACUCAUCCUGAAGAGUGUGGGUGUCAGACACUGCAGUGACAGUCAGGAGAUUGACCAGCCCGACUAUGACAGCGUGGCAUCCGAUGAGGACACAGAUCAAGAGCUCCUGUCCAGCAAAGAAGAUAGGACAAAAAGUCUGGACUCUGACAUCUCAGACGGCCCUAUUACUGUGCAAGAAUACAUGGAGGUUAAAAAUGCACUGUCUGCAUCUGAAGCCAAAAUACAGCACCUCAUGAAAGCUAACAGCAACCUGAGUGAUGAGCUGAGGCUAAUGCAGAAAAAGCUGCAAUCUCUGCAAAGUGAGAACACUUCAUGUUACAAUAUCCCUCUAAAAAAAGACAAGAGAAAAAAGAAUUAUAAAAAAUCUUCCAGUCCCUCGGCCCUGAAACACCGACAGUCUGCUCGGGCCAGUCGGCCCAUGUCUAUGUAUGAGACUGGCUCUGGCCUGAAGCCCUAUCUCCCCAAAGGUGACACUUCUUACCCUGAAGAGGGUAUUCCCACCCUGCAGCCCUUCCCACCUCAUGCCUCCAAGUUAGAGAAGCAGAGCAGCGUGCCAGAGAGUGACUACGACAACACGUUCUAUGACUCUGAGAUGGAUGAUUCCAGUCUGUGCAGAAGGGGGAGGCUAAGGAGCAGUGGCUGGUUGGGAGAAGGCACUUCUAUUCCUGAGGUGGACAACAUGGAUACGGAGUCUGACCCCACACUUCCCAGCACUGAAGACGUCAUCAGGAAAACAGAGCAGAUCACCAAGAAUAUCCAGGAGCUGCUGCGAGCAGCUCAGGAAAACAAACACGACAGCUUCAUUCCAUGUUCAGAAAGAAUACACGUGGCUGUGACAGAAAUGGCUGCCCUCUUUCCUAAGAGGCCACGCUCAGAAACUGUGAGGAGCUCUCUGCGCUUGUUGACCUCCAGUGCCAACCGGCUGCAGAACGAGUGCAGGAAGGCGGUGCCUCGAGAAGGCUGCCCAGGGCCGGACAUGCAGCUGGUCACUCAGCAGGUCAUUCAGUGUGCUUACGACAUCGCCAAAGCUGCCAAGCAGCUCGUCACUAUCACCACCAAGGAGAAUACAAACUAGAAGCAUCGAUAUGGUGGCAGAGCAGGCAGCAUCUCAACGGUGCUCUUAAUUGUUUUUUGUUGUUGUUGGUAUUUGUAUUUGUGGGAUAUGCAUGCAUUUUUAUUUAUGACUUAACAAAACAUGAGAUAUCAAUGUCAGGAAUAACAAGGGAAAUUAAGAAUUACCUAAAAUGCUGUGUCAUGAAAAUGUGAUUCUUUCUAGAUAACUAAAAAGAGUCGAAGGCAAAAAAAAAAAAAAAAAAAGACCUAAGCAAAAAACAGUCAAACUGCAGGAUGCUACGAGUAUGUGAUUUACUCUAAAGUCAGGGAGAAGCCAUACCUGAAUCCGCUUUAAUCAAAUAUUACUGUAAACACUAGAGGUAGAUAAUGAUGCGUUUUUUAUGUGGAACCCGUGGGACAGUGCUCCAGACACAAACUGUUCUACCGUGCGUCUGAGGUCGGUCCUCACCUGGAGGUGAUGCCAUUGCAGCUUUAAAGUUGCAUAGUAAAAUGAAUUAUUUUCUAAAUAAACUUAAUUUAUAAAUA